GACGCUUGAAUUGGCUUGAGGACGAAUUCCCGCAGUACCUUGAGAGUCUCCACAGUGCCUGCAAAUCAAGUGGAAAAAAAUUCCUAAGCCCAGAAACUUACGAGGCACUGCUGCUCACAAGCAAGUCUUCUGUUCUUUGUAUUAAGUACUUGCUGGAGAGUGGGUUCUUUUAUGUCCUCACGAGAAAUCUGUCAAGUGAUCCGGUUGAGGUCCUGUUCAGUGCUUUGCGUCAAAUGGCGGGUUGCAAUGACUGUCUAGACGCUAGAGCUGUCACCUUCGGCCUUGAAAAGUUACUCCGGACUGGCAUCCUGUGUGCAUCGCAGGCAUCAAAGGUUGGAAAUGGUCAGAGUGUUAUGAGCAUGUACAGUGCUUCUACAUCAACCCAAUUGAGCAGAGUUGAUCCAGCUGUGCCGAGCGGGACAUCUUCAGGACUGGACACAUCGAGCAUUCCUCAGAACACCUCGGCUAAAACCAGUAGUGCACUACUCAGCUUGUCUGAACCACCCGAUAUUGCGGAUGAUCAAAGCAGUGUGUCAGCAGCAACUAGCGAUUUCCUACCUAGCAUUUCUGAACCACCGAGUUUCGUGGAUGAUGUCAACAGUUUGCUGGCGCCCUUGAAAGUGAUGCCCUGUAAGUAGGCAGACUUCAUGUAUUGCGCAUGCAGUUAUAAUAGCCUUUCGAGCUUAUUACUUUUUCAAGCCGGGAUUGGAGCUCCAUAUUCCUUAAUUAGUCCUGAUAUAUGAGCACUUUGUUCUUACCUUUUCUUUUUCAGUGCAGCGGCCGCCUUCAACAGUGGAAACCGCUGCAGUAGCAUACGUCGCCGGUUUCGUCGUGAAAGCGAUAGAAGAACAAAGGAUGUGCAGCGCCUGCCCGAGACUGAAUGAUUCGGAACCAUCAAUAUCACCAGUGAUGGGACUUAUUAACCACCGAACUAGAGGGGGUUUGGUGUUCCCAAAGCCCGAGGUUCAAUGUUCUUGUAAAAGUAAAGAAGGCCAUCGACAUCGCAGUGCCACGUAUUGGCACAAACGAUGUGUGCAAGAUCACGGCAAUGAUUUUGCCGCAUCUGGAGAGUUGUCCUCUAUUUUAUAUGCGAGGCAAGAGAAGACCAUAUGCCUCGGUCACAUCGUCAAUAGUGGCAAAGAAAUUCAUAAAGCCCCUCCUAUCAAACAUUGUUGCUCUUGUUACGGACAGAGUGGCCUAUCGCAAAAAAUUAAACACUAAGCCGCUCAGUCGAAAGGUUUUGCGCGUUUAAACAGCUCGAGCGCGCGCGAGAUGACAACUUUUUAUUGUAAAUAAAUUCCUGCAUACACUGACUUUGUUAUGCUGGUAAUUUUUACCACGAAUAUAGUCAUGAUAUUCAAGUAUACAGACUAAUCAGAGCGACAGGACGUUGCCCUCCGCGGCUGUCGACUCAUGGUGAGCAGAUUCUCUCGUACAGGAGGAACAGUGAUGAGCUCGCCUAAGGAAUAUAAAAUUGACAGCUCAGGGUGCA
Molecule: messenger RNA, 1492 nt
Organism: Dermacentor andersoni
Lineage: Eukaryota; Metazoa; Arthropoda; Arachnida; Ixodida; Ixodidae
Source: RefSeq, a predicted model, not a curated record